AUGAAGCGCGAAAGUAAGAACUCCUCAAACACAUCAGUGAGUAUUUUGAAAAAAAGCAACACAACUAAGGUAGGGGGGCUAAGGGCCAGUGCGAAAUUUAGGGACACCUAUAAGGAGAAAUGGAGUGGAAAGAGCGCAAAGGACAAUGGCAUCACGUCCAGAAAGAGCAGCGUCAAUCUUAUGAAGGUUGCUGCAAGUGGGAAAAUGAAUGAAGAAGAAAGUGGAGGGGGAUUAAAAAAGAAAAUCGACGAUGAGAAGAAAAAAAUAGAAAAAAAUUAUGUCAAUGGGAAGUAUAACCCGGGGAAGGGAAAGAACCAAAGCAGGGGAUAUGAUGAAAAAAAAAAUGUUGAACAUGAGGAAGGGGCGAGGAGUGCUCAACUUAGUGGAGAAGAGGAAGUGGUUAAAAUGGAACAUAACGACGGAGGAGAAGAAGAAGGAAGUAGGGAAAUUAGUAUAACAAGGGGCUUAUCAGAAUUUAACCAAGCACCAGAGAAUGAGGGAGUAUCCCCAGGAAGGGACAACGUGGCGGUUGAGAAUGGACAAUCUGGGAAGGGAGUGUUCGAAGGUGCAGAUGACGCCACAGCGGAAAAUGAAGAUGCAGACGUUGGUUCGUGUCCUUUGAACCAUAACUCUGCUGACGAACUGAGGGAGAAAUACGGCCAGAAUGGCAGCAGGGGGGAGGAAGAGUGUGAACUGAAAAAUGGGGAAAAAGACGAAAGUGGAAUCGAGGAUACGAAUGAGGAAAUCUCAUACGAUGAAAAUGCGGCUUCUUCCGUUUCUGCGGUUUCAUCUGUAGCGUCUGUUGCUUCGACAGAUGCUCUAGAGGAGGGCCAGGCGGACGAGGCCAAGCAUAUGGACGAGGAUGCAGGGCACGAGAAAAAAGGCAUAUACCAAAACAUCCUAAAAAAAUUAAACCUGGAGAAAAACGAAGAAUUGGAGAGUAGCCAUAUCAUAAUCCUCGGUAAUAAGGACGUGGGGAAAUCCUCAUUAGUGAAAUCGCUACAAGAAAUUUCACUGCAAGGAGAUAAGAACGAUGGAGAAGUGCUAUACGAAAGUGGGGGUGGAGUUCUUCCACUAGAUUACGCAUGUUUAAAUGUAAAAAACUUAGAAGAAAAUAAAAAAGCAACUGAAGUGAAAGGGAGUAGCCACGUGUGGAUCUUGCAGCAUUCUUCAUAUGUAAACUCGUUAAUUAAAAAUUUAAAAAAAUUUAAAGACAUUAAAAAGGUAGUCAUUUUGAUAUGCACAGAUCUGUACAAGCCUUAUGACAUCAUGUCUGACAUAAACCAAUGGAUUGAUGUGUUGUAUGUUAUUUUUGAGAAGCUGCAUUCUGAUUGCAAUAUAGAGCUGCUCCGUGAGCUGAAGGAGAACUUACAAAAUUAUGUGUACAACUAUAAAAGAGACUCAUUGGAGAAGAAAAAGCAGGAGAGAAAAUCCCAAGUUGGAGGUAACCCACGAAAUGGCACCAUUGGGGGGAACUCACAAUUCCUCAUGGAAGACUUAACCGGUGAAGAUCAAAUCAAUUUGCGCAUUAACAGCGCCAACACUGAGGAAAAUACAUUUAACGUAGAUCGAGAAGGACUCAUCAAAAUCAACAUGUCAUUUCCAAUUCUAUUUGUCAUCUGCAAAUCGGACGGGUACGAAAUUUUAAACAAUAGAACAUAUCAAGGGUAUAUCGAUGUCAUUAUUGCUUAUUUAAGAAACCUAGCGGUGAAUUAUCAGGCAUCUAUUAUUUUCUGUAAUACUACAAAUAAGAAGGAACCCAAAAAUGUGAAACUUCUGUACAGGUAUAUUAUGCACCGUAUCUACAAUUUCCCCUUUAGUGAUAACGCCAUUUUGGACGAUUACGAAAGAGUAUUUGUGCCAUCAGGCUAUGAUGACGAGGAGUUAAUAAAUCAGUCCAUACAAAAUACGUUCGUGGAAAAUUUUAAUAAACCCUACGACUCGAUUAUCGUGAAGCCCAUAACAAAUAAGAGCAUAGUGGAGCACAGCCAUAAUAUUGUUGCUGAUUGUUAUUUCAAUGAUUUUUUGGCAAACCUAGCCCCACAGAUGGAGUCUAACGGAGCGAGCGGUGCCGAUGAGGACGGCGAUGAUAAUAAUGGCGACGGGCGUGAGAACGAUGGUGAUGGAGUUAGCCAUGAUGCUACACAUAACAGUGUUAAUUACACUGACGCUGGUGGGGACAAAAUAAAAAUUGAUGUCACCCUCAACGGAGGAACCGCAACUAUAGGCAACGGAAGUAACAAGGAAAAUGGCGCAAGUAAGGAACAAAAUGAUAAAUCUUUACACAGCUUUUUUCAAAGCCUUUUAGCAAAGGGUAGAUCCAAGUCGCCCAGCGCACCUAGCAUAACACCGCAGGCGCUGGACAAGAAAAAAAAAAACGUGAACCCGGAGUGA
Molecule: messenger RNA, 2394 nt
Organism: Plasmodium knowlesi strain H
Lineage: Eukaryota; Apicomplexa; Aconoidasida; Haemosporida; Plasmodiidae
Product: dynein intermediate light chain, putative
Exons: 1
Coding region: 1-2394 (797 amino acids)
Biological process (GO): microtubule-based movement; microtubule cytoskeleton organization
Cellular component (GO): cytoplasmic dynein complex; centrosome
Molecular function (GO): dynein heavy chain binding
Source: RefSeq, a predicted model, not a curated record